This is a messenger RNA of Pseudonaja textilis, 2562 nucleotides long. RefSeq names its product dimethylaniline monooxygenase [N-oxide-forming] 2-like. The record is from RefSeq and is a predicted model, not a curated record. Lineage: Eukaryota; Metazoa; Chordata; Lepidosauria; Squamata; Elapidae. Gene Ontology annotation, molecular function: N,N-dimethylaniline monooxygenase activity; NADP binding; flavin adenine dinucleotide binding.
UCUUUGCCAGUAGAAUAGAAAAACCACGUGAGGUUUUGCCUGUUUGUUUAAAGCUCUCUGCAUCUUGUUUGUCAGUAUCCAUUUCCCUCCAGAUACUAAAGGAACAAUUAGCUUAUUCUAGAAGACAAGACACCAGGGACCAUGUCAAAGAGAGUAGCAGUUAUUGGGUCUGGAGUAAGUGGGCUGACAUCCAUCAAAGCUUGCCUGGAGGAAGGCCUUGAACCCACCUGUUUUGAGCAAAGCAAUGACAUUGGUGGCCUAUGGCGAUUCACAGAAACUGUAGAGGAGAGAAAAGCAAGUAUCUACAGGUCACUCACCAGUAAUUCCUCCAAAGAGAUGAGCUGUUUCAGUGACUUUCCAAUGCCGGAUAACUUUCCAAACUUUCUGCACCAUACAAAGUUCUUGGAAUAUUUGCGACUGUAUGCAAAACACUUUGAUCUACUCAAAUAUAUCAGAUUCAAGUCUCCAGUUGUCCAUGUAGAAAAAUGUGAAGAUUUCUCUACCACUGGCCAAUGGAAUGUGAUUCUAGAGAAAGAUGGAAAGCAGGAAUCCUUCACCUUUGAUGCUGUCAUGGUCUGUACGGGACACCAGAUAGAAACAUAUACUCCAUUAAAUUCUUUUCCUGGUUUCGAAAAGUUCAAGGGGAAUUCAUUCCACAGCCAAAAUUACAAGGAUUCAGAAGGAUUUGAAGGGAAGACUGUUGUGAUCAUUGGAAUGGGAAAUUCAGCUGCUGACAUUGCUGUGGAGAUCUGCAAGAAAGCAAAGAAGGUGGUCCUCAGUGCCAGGGGAGGCACUUGGGUGAUGAGUCGAGUAUCUGACAAUGGCUAUCCCUGGGACACCAUCUAUCACUCUCGUUUUAUUAAUUUUAUCCGAAAUUCUAUCCCGUGGUUUGUUUUGAAAUGGAUGACAGAACAGAAGAUGAAUCAAUGGUUCAAUCAUGAAAACUAUGGCUUGGUGCCUCAAAACAGGUAUUUGAUGAAAGAACCAGUGUUCAAUGAUGACCUGCCAAGCCGUAUCCUGUGUGGAUAUGUGAGCGUGAAACCACUUGUCAGGCAAUUCACAGAAACCUCGGCCAUAUUUGAAGAUGGGACAGUAGUGGAGAAUGUAGACAUUGUCAUCUUUGCAACAGGCUAUAGCGUUGCAUUCCCUUUCCUGGACAAAUCAGUCCUUGAGGUAGAGGAUAAUCGUGUCCCACUGUAUAAGCAUGUCUUCCCUCCUUAUCUGGAGAAGCCAACCUUGGCUGUUAUCGGUCUCAUCCAGCCUCUUGGGCCUAUUAUGCCCACUUCAGAACUGCAGGCACGCUGGGCUACAAGAGUCUUCAAGGGGUUAAGCCUUCUGCCUUCAGAGCGUGCCAUGAUUGCUGAUACCAUUAAAAGAAAUGAGAAGAGGACUAAGUGGUUUGGCACCAGCCGCAGUCAGUCAAUCCAAACCGUUUUCAUAGAUUACCUGGACGAGCUUGCUGCAGCCUUGGGAUCAAAGCCAGAUCUAUUCUCACUGCUAUUGUGGGAUCCCAUACUGGCCUGGGCCAUGUUUUUUGGACCCUGCAACCCUUUUCAGUUCCGUUUGAAGGGGCCAGGAAAGUGGACUGGAGCCAGGGAUGCCAUCCUCACCCAGAACGAGCGGAUCAUUAAACCCACAAAAACACGAGUUGUGAGCAAUUCUUCAAACCACACUCUGUUCUCUCUGCUCACAGCCAUUGGUUUCCUUGGUAUCUUGGCUGCAUUUUUCUUUUUCCUUAUUCAGCACUGAUCUUCACCUUAAAACACAUUAGUGACAAUUGCUUAUGUCCAAACUCUGCUUUCUAUUCCUCUAAUGACAUCAUCACAAGCUUACCAUUUAUACCAGGGGUGUCAAACUCAAUUUCAUUGAGGGCCGGAUCAGCAUUGUAAUUGUCCUCCAGGGGCAUGGUCAGAGCAGGCAAUUGGGUGUGACUCAGGGGCAUGGCUAGUUUGAUGACUCACGUGGGUGGUGCCUGUGGGCACCAGGCGGGAUUGAGAAGGGAAUCCAGGGGUCUCUGGUGGGUGGGGUGGAGGAUUCGUCCUGUGGGAUGAGGUGAGGCAAGGCAGGGGGCAGGGCAGCUACAGCCAGAAACCAUUGGCCACCACGCACUUCCCUUGUGUGCGAGGGAAUGGUUUCCAGCUGUAGCCACAGCCUGCGGGCCCCUUAGCUGGUGCACACUGCAGCUCCGGAGCCCACUACCAGCACUGGGCUGGCUGUCCAUGUGGACCGCUGGAUGCGCUUACUCCGUCUCACUGCCUGUUUUGGCUUGUGGCUGGAGAGCAGUUGCCGCUGGUCAUCAACUCAGCCCCUUCAUGGGUCAUGCCUUUGUGUGGAAUGCAUGCCCCUCAUCUUGGUCUCAUGCACCGAAUGCACCUUGGCCUUGCGGGGUGCUGCUGCUCAGCACACCCACCCAGCCCGAAGGAGGCGAAGCAGCCAGCUAGAAAGGCCGAGUAGAGGUGAUAGAGCACACCCAGGCCCAGCAGGCAAAAGAUGGCCACUGCAAGUGGGAAAAACCAGAUCUCCAUCAGUGCCACAGCCUCCCAGGCCCAGUAGAGAUGUGGG